GUCAACUAAUCGGUAAAAUAUCGCCAACCCUUUGUCACCAAAUUAUGCUCACUCUCUCACUCUACCCCCUCUUCCUCAGGCUUUAGAUUAGCAGAGUUGUGUCCUUUAAGAGCUUUGGCUUCUUCUUAACUACUGGCGCUCUCUCUCUAGACUUCUGUUCAAGAUUUUGUUGUGCGAGUGUGUGUGAGAGAGAGAUACAAGGGGAAAAUAGAGAAGAUCUUAUGGAGUACGAGAGGAUACACAAAGUUCAGACUGGUAUAAUAUCCCCAAGUAAGUUGAGGAUGAAGCUUAUAGGGUCACACCAUCAGAAGAAAAAGGACGGAUCAAACAGUAAUUCUUCAAGAACAUCUCCUUCUAGACUGGAGGAUUCAGAGUUUGUCAAGAACAGCUUGUUGGCAGCCCCAAAUGGAGAUUCUGGCGAGGAAGGUUCAAGUUUAGAAGUUCCUUCUAUUAAAUCUGAUAGUGCUACAUUAGAUGCAAGCCAAGGUGAUGGAAAUUCGUUGCAGCCCAAGGAGCUCGCAUUAAGGGAAAAUGGUGAUACCGGCCGCUUUAGAAUGCAGCUAGUUUCAAAGGGUGAUGGCGGUAAUUCUAGUUCAGUCCAUCCGGUGAGAACAUGUGAAGAUGAAAAUCUUGAUUAUGACAGCACAUCGAGUUUUGAGUUCCAUAAAGGGGAGAGGUCACUGCACCAUUCUGUCUCAAGAUCCUUCUCGAGACCCAUGUCGUCCAAAUGGAAUGAUGCGGAGAAGUGGAUCAUGAACAGGCAAAAUGUGCAAUCCAAUAUCUCAAAGAAGACAAAUCUACAAAAUCAAGUGAACCGGCCGUCAGCUUCAAAUAUGGUGAGAAUUACACCCGAGGCUACAAGUUUUGAGAAUAAGCCGUCAGUGAAGAGGGUUGAUUUUUGUCAACCUGCAUCACAGACGGGGCUGGCCAAGUUUGCCUUCGCUUCCCAUGGAGCUGGACCGGUUUCAGGUCAAGUAAAUGGAGCGAAUGCGUUAAUUGAUUUGUGCCCUGAAAGUAAGGAUUUGACUGAGGUAGAUGAUACGAGGUUGGCUUGCACCAAGAGCGUGACAGAAGAAACCACAGGGGUUCCUGGCAUAAGAUCAGUGUCAAUGAGAGACAUGGGAACAGAAAUGACUCCUAUUCCAAGUCAAGAGCCUUCAAGAAGUGCUACUCCUGUAAGCGCAACAACCCCACUCCGCAGCCCGACUUCCUCCAUACCUUCCACUCCACGAAGAGGAGAGCCCACGCCCACACCAACAGAACAUGCAAUAGGCAGUCUCACCCAAAACUUAGCCGACAAUGGGAAGAAAGAUUUGUCUGAGCAAGAACUGAAGCUCAAAACCAGAAGGGAGAUUGUUGCCCUGGGUGUCCAGCUUGGUAAGAUGAAUAUUGCUGCUUGGGCAAGCAAGGAUGAGAAAGAAAAAAGUAAUUCUGGUAAUGAAGUGGAUGGAGAUGAACUUGAACAGAUUGAGUAUGCAAAACGUGCUGCUGCAUGGGAAGAAGCUGAGAAGUCUAAACAUGCUGCCAGGUUUAAACGAGAAGAAAUAAGAAUUCAAGCAUGGGAGAGUCAGCAGAAAGCAAAGCUUGAAGCUGAAAUGAGGAAAAUAGAGGCCCAAAUUGAGCAAAUGAAAGCACAAGCUCAAGCAAAGAUGGUAAAGAAGAUAGCAAUGGCAAGGCAGAAAUCAGAGGAAAAACGGGCUGCAGCUGAAGCUAGGAAAAAUCGGCAGGCCGAAAAAACUGCAGCACAGGCAGAGUACAUCCGCCAAACUGGUCGAAUUCCGUCAUCGCCUUUUGUCUGCUGUGGUUGGUCAUAACCUGGCCCAGGAAGUCUGCAACAAUCUAGAGUUACCAGAGGUGCUCUCCAUUGGAGUAGUUUCUGUCUGUUAAGUCAUGCGAUUGGAGUAGCGCUAUCCUGUAUUGUUUCUAUACAUCUAUGUAUCUAUCAACAAUUUCAAGAAGCCUUAGGAUUGGAGUGCAAUUGAGCCAAGCAAGUAUACAUGCCUUCAUUUACACCCUGUACAGUAAGGUGUAAUGACGAUUGCCCUUUUUUGUUAUAUCUCUGGUGCUUAAUAUCAAUCUGAAAUUUCUUUUUGAUCAAAA
Messenger RNA from Sesamum indicum (sesame), 2100 nucleotides. The record is from RefSeq and is a predicted model, not a curated record. Lineage: Eukaryota; Viridiplantae; Streptophyta; Magnoliopsida; Lamiales; Pedaliaceae.